Rhipicephalus sanguineus (brown dog tick) is the source of this 709-nucleotide messenger RNA. RefSeq lists its product as uncharacterized. The transcript has 3 exons. The coding region runs from base 259 to 633 and encodes 124 amino acids. NCBI's taxonomy places the organism in Eukaryota, Metazoa, Arthropoda, Arachnida, Ixodida, Ixodidae. The record is from RefSeq and is a predicted model, not a curated record.
CGAAAAUGUGGCGCACGCCGCGGAGAGGUUAUGUUUACCCCCGGUCUCAGACGUCGACGAAAGAUCUGCACCUUUUUUGCUACUCGCCGGGCGAAAGUUUUCUGGAAAUUUUGAGGGUCUCCACCCCAGCGACGCGCGUCUUCCCCGCACGCGCGCGCGCGCGUGCGGAGGAGGUAGGAGGCGAAGAGGGCGAGGGCAGUGUGCAGAGCAGCCCUCGGUUCUCCCAACCCCGACGGCCGGCGAACGCACAGAUUGGCGAUGGCUAGUGACGUCACACUUCCCUCUUCCAAUGAAAGAACCGGAAGGAACUUUGUUAGCGAGAGCGUGCGCCGAUGCGCGCGGAGGCUGCGGAGGAGUGCUAAGGCGCGAGGUCGUGCUGAGGCCAAUGAGGGUCGUCGCUCGGAAAUUCUCCUCGCCAGUCUUUCCCGAGCUCUCUUGCCCACCCUCGCGUCCUCGUGGAGAGCUCGCAGGAACAUGGCGGGAAUGCCGGACGACGGUGAUGGCCUCGUGCCGGAUCAGAGGCCCCCAUUGGGUGAAGCAGACUCGCUGAAUACAGAGAACGAAGGUGGGCACAGUUUGCUGUUCAGCUUAAGGAGCCUUUGUUCUAUUCUACCUUCUGUUCAUGUGAAGUGACAGCAUACAUAGAAGUUUAAUGAUUAUGACUCUUGCUCUUUCCACAAUCCAGUGGAAUGAGAAAGAGCUUGUUCAG